AUGUCUGUUCAUCCUGUUGUCUUAUGGGCACAACGCUCCAAUGAGUCUGAUCCUGCCAAGAACUUAAUUUACUUAACCAUUGAAGUUCAAGAUCCAGUAAAUACAAAGAUUGACUUAACUUCUUCUAGUUUGUCAUUUUCCGCAGAAUCUAGUGAUGGUGCCACCAAAUACAGCUUGAGCUUAGAUUUCUAUGACGAGAUUGACCCGGAAAACUCCCAUAGACAUGAAGCUGGCAACCAUAUUCAAUUCGUUUUAAGGAAGAAGAAAGCGCAAGCAGAAUAUUGGCCACGCUUAUUGAAGGAGAAGUUGAAGUUACAUUACAUAAAGACAGAUUUCGACAAAUGGGUUGAUGAAGACGAACAAGAGGAGCAUGUUGAAGAAGACAUGUCUAAUAUGAUGAAUUUCGGUGGUCCUGGCGGUCCAGGUGGCCCUGGUGACAUCGAUUUUUCUAAGUUGCUCGCUCAAGGUGGAGGCGCUGGCGGUCCUGGUGGCGACUUCGAUAUUAGCUCUUUAGCUAGCCAAUUAGGUCAGAAUGGUGGUUCCUUCGAAGGAGAAGACGAAGAUUCAUCUGAUGAUGAGCCAGUGGCCGAAUCUAAAUAA
Clavispora lusitaniae ATCC 42720 is the source of this 600-nucleotide messenger RNA. It is a transcript of the gene SBA1, whose product is annotated as Hsp90 cochaperone. The record is from RefSeq and is a predicted model, not a curated record. Lineage: Eukaryota; Fungi; Ascomycota; Pichiomycetes; Serinales; Metschnikowiaceae. Gene Ontology annotation, biological process: protein folding; chaperone-mediated protein complex assembly. Gene Ontology annotation, molecular function: Hsp90 protein binding; protein-folding chaperone binding. Gene Ontology annotation, cellular component: nucleus; cytosol.